AUGAUUUUCGUUCGAAAUGUUAUUGGUCUCGACAUUGAAUGGGAUUCAGCUUCAUACCAAAGCAAGGUUUCAACACUACAGUUAUGUCAGAGAACUCGUUGCAUUAUCAUUCAGCGGCCUCGCUUAUAUUAUAUCCCCAACUCUUUGAGAAGCUUACUUUCGAGUCGAUCGAUCACUUUCGUUGGUGUGAGUAUCACGCAGGAUAUUGCGAAGCUGGAUCGCGACUAUGGUCUUAAGUGCUGGUCUGGUACUGAGUUGGGUCCACUUGCUGACAGGGUUUAUCGUACCCAGUGUUAUGGUCGUGCUGGAUUGGUCGGCUUGAUGUAUCGAGUUUUGGGAGUCGGUAUUCAGAAACCGGGACAUGUGACCCGGUCUAACUGGGGUAAGAUCUUCCUCUGCAAUGAGCAAAUCGAAUAUGCUACCGUUUAUGCUUCUCUUGCAAUUGGAAAAGAGUUGUUGAGUGGAAUAUAUAAAUAG
This is a messenger RNA of Papaver somniferum (opium poppy), 477 nucleotides long. RefSeq lists its product as uncharacterized. Gene Ontology annotation, cellular component: cytoplasm; nucleus. The coding region runs from base 1 to 477 and encodes 158 amino acids. Lineage: Eukaryota; Viridiplantae; Streptophyta; Magnoliopsida; Ranunculales; Papaveraceae. The record is from RefSeq and is a predicted model, not a curated record. Gene Ontology annotation, biological process: nucleobase-containing compound metabolic process. Gene Ontology annotation, molecular function: nucleic acid binding; 3'-5' exonuclease activity. The transcript has a single exon.